AUGUUUUCAGGAUUGCCAAUUCACAUGGUUCAAAUCUUGCUUCGUGUGUGUAGGGCUGCAUCCCACUGCCUAUAUUGGAAGUGGAAUCACGUUCCAUUUCGCGGCGGAUAUAGGGCCCCGCGUUACGGGCCAAUCCAACGACACGAUGAUGGUUCGUCGACGACUACGAUUUCCGGCUCGCAGUGCUCGCACGCGCCUAUAUGCCAGUUUAUUCCGUGUUCACGCCCAAGUAAACUCGGUUUAACUUCAAACAAGAUAUCGAAACAGGCGAUUGACAUUUUGAGCCUUUCAGCGAUCUUUUUUAUGUAG
Molecule: messenger RNA, 309 nt
Organism: Spodoptera littoralis (African cotton leafworm)
Lineage: Eukaryota; Metazoa; Arthropoda; Insecta; Lepidoptera; Noctuidae
Source: the annotation of a GenBank genome assembly